This is a messenger RNA of Sphenostylis stenocarpa, 1107 nucleotides long. The record is from the annotation of a GenBank genome assembly. NCBI's taxonomy places the organism in Eukaryota, Viridiplantae, Streptophyta, Magnoliopsida, Fabales, Fabaceae.
AUGGCCAACACAGUGAUGAGCUUGUUUUCAGUAGUCUUCCUUUGCAUUACAGCAGCACAAGGAAGAAAAGUUUUUCAGGCAAUACCCUCUUCAGUUAUUAAUCAUGAUUUUCAUGUUGAUGGUAUCUGCCAAACAGCAGUAGGGACACGAGGUUACCCAUGUGAAGAACAUACGGUUGAGACAGACGAUGGCUACAUCCUGAGUCUGCAGAGGUUGCCGGCAGGACGGUCCGGUCUCAAAGCCAACAAGCCACCGGUGCUUUUACAACAUGGUCUCUUUUGUGAUGCCCUAACAUGGCUGGUAAACCCUCCAGAAGAGUCAUUAGGUUUUGUCUUAGCAGACAGUGGAUAUGAUGUGUGGGUUGCCAACACUCGUGGGACAAUAUCUAGCCGCGGCCACAGAUCACUGAGUCCUAAUGACGCGGAUUAUUGGAAUUGGUCAUGGGAUGAGUUGGCUAGUUAUGAUCUUCCUGCUUUUGUCAAGUAUGUGCACAACAACACUGGUCAGAAACUUCACUAUGUUGGUCAUUCCUUGGGAACCCUAAUGGCUUUUGCUGCUUUCUCUAGAGGCCAAGUGUAUGACAUGUUGAGGUCAGCUGCAUUACUUUCCCCAAUUGCUCAUUUGCGUCUACUUUCAUCGCCUGUAGCAAGAGUUUUUGCAGACACCCUUUCGGCUGAGAAUCUAAACUUGAUAGGAGUCCAUGAAUUCAUUCCAAACGGGGAAGCUGCUACCAGAUUAGUCCAAGGCCUCUGCAAUACUUUAAAGAUUGACUGCUCAAAGAUUUUGACAUUUAUCACAGGAACUAUAGCAAAGUAUGAUUAUGGUAAUCUGAUACAAAACAUGCAGCAUUAUGGAAAACCAUUUCCUCCUCGUUAUGACUUGACAACAAUUCCAAAUGAAUUUCCCCUUUUUCUGAGCUAUGGAGGGUUAGAUUCGCUAUCUGAAGUUAAGGGUGUGCAGAUCUUGCUCAAUGACCUCAAAAAUCAUGAUCCAAACAAGCUCGUAGUGUUGUUUAAUCCAGAAUAUGCUCACGUUGAUUUUUUCAUUGCUACCAAUGUCAGACAAGUUAUUUAUGAUCCUAUUAUAGCUUUCUUCCAGGUCAAUUGA